This is a messenger RNA of Penicillium canescens, 282 nucleotides long. RefSeq lists its product as uncharacterized. NCBI's taxonomy places the organism in Eukaryota, Fungi, Ascomycota, Eurotiomycetes, Eurotiales, Aspergillaceae. The transcript has 2 exons. The coding region runs from base 1 to 282 and encodes 93 amino acids. The record is from RefSeq and is a predicted model, not a curated record.
AUGCAUUCCAAGCUAACCUGUUCAAACAGACAUGGGACAAAUGGAACCACGCAAUGUGGAUCCAUUGGGCUACCGCUGCGCGGGGUGCUUGUUCAGAAGAUUGCAUCUGAGGUGACGGUUGCCUACAUCGUUCUCAAUGAAGGGACGGAAGGAAAGCAACAGGUUGCAGAGGAACUGGUUGGGGCCCUUCUCAAGCGUGUUCUGAGAAACCGGGCCGAAGGCGUGGACCGAGGGAAAAGCAGUUGGUGCUCUGUUUACGAAGAUCGUUCGUCCAAGCCAUGA